CGCGUUUGUGGAUGAUGCCAGAACCUCAUGGCAUAGCAAAUUGAUAACAUCAUGGCAUCGAGUUUCCCAAACCUCCGCAGGCUCUUCGUUGAAGCACAAACCGAUGCUGAAGAGAGCGUAUAUUCAAGAAAUGCUUUCUAUAAUCUUGUGCUUUUCAUGACAUCUGUCGCUGUCUUCAGCCUCGCUGCACAGAAAAUGAAUAGCUCACGUGUGGUCUUAUGAAUGGCAUCCGUGAGCUCGCGAUGGGACCAGGCUGUCGCCCGGAAUCAUAAAUUCCAGGGGUGGGACGCGAUGCACUUCAACGACAUACGAUCAUAAUAUCAUCAUACAAACACAGUAUCGAUCACUCGAUCCGCGUUGUAUGAAAGUUUCUGGGCUGCUUUGAAACAUCGCGCAUCACAAAUGAA
Messenger RNA from Dissoconium aciculare CBS 342.82, 407 nucleotides. RefSeq lists its product as uncharacterized. Gene Ontology annotation, biological process: outer mitochondrial membrane organization. The transcript is spliced from 3 exons. Bases 52 to 222 code for a protein of 56 amino acids. NCBI's taxonomy places the organism in Eukaryota, Fungi, Ascomycota, Dothideomycetes, Mycosphaerellales, Dissoconiaceae. The record is from RefSeq and is a predicted model, not a curated record.